AUGAGUGGUACUACUAUUACUACAACGACUAUUACAUUUAUAGAUAUAUUUAGAAAUUGGUUUAUUAGAAAAUCGAUAUUUAAUGCAAUCGAAUCGAUAGACGUUACAACUACAAGUCUCUCCUGGGUCAAAGGUAGAUUGAUAAGAAACAAUACAAAACAAAUGUUAAAGUGUGGAGUAGAUUGGAGUUUUAUUAAACAUCAUAAACAUCAAUUUAAAUUGGAUAUUAUAAACAAACAUAUAUUAUUAUUAGAUCAAUUAUUGAUCUAUUAUUGUUCACAUCCACAAGCAAAUCUUUCAACAUUGAUCAAUAUACUACUUUACAUUUAUCCAUUCGACUAUCAACCAAAUGGAUCAAUAUUCAAUCAAGCAUCAGAAAGUGGACAUAUAAAUAUUGCAAAGUAUUUACAUUAUCGAUACCCAAACAUAAAAGGUGUAACAUAUGAUGCAAUGGACUGUGCAUCUAAAAAUGGUCAUUAUUUUAUUGUACGCUUUUUACAUUACAAUCGAUCAGAAGGAUGUUCAAAGAUGGCAAUUGAUUGGAGUAGUCGUAGUGGAUACGUGUCAAUUGUAUCAUUUCUAACCGAUCAUCGUACAGAAGGUAGUACAAAAUUAGCUAUGGAUUAUGCUGCAGAAAGUGGGAUGCUUCACAUUUUAAAAUAUUUACAUUACAAUAGAACAGAAGGAUGUUCAAAGAUGGCAAUUGAUCAAGCAGCAUUUAAUGAACAGAGGGAUGUUCUGUUGAUGCUAUAG
Cavenderia fasciculata is the source of this 753-nucleotide messenger RNA. RefSeq lists its product as uncharacterized. The record is from RefSeq and is a predicted model, not a curated record. The coding region runs from base 1 to 753 and encodes 250 amino acids. The transcript is spliced from 2 exons. Gene Ontology annotation, molecular function: protein binding. Lineage: Eukaryota; Evosea; Eumycetozoa; Acytosteliales; Cavenderiaceae.